This is a messenger RNA of Helobdella robusta, 1663 nucleotides long. RefSeq lists its product as hypothetical. Lineage: Eukaryota; Metazoa; Annelida; Clitellata; Rhynchobdellida; Glossiphoniidae. The record is from RefSeq and is a predicted model, not a curated record. The transcript has 7 exons. The coding region runs from base 1 to 1170 and encodes 389 amino acids.
AUGGGUGGUUACAACUUGAAACUAACAUUAAAGAUUGCCCCUCGAACUGUGAGGUGUGCACAUACAACAACACGGGGAAAGCAGCUACUUGCACAACUUGCCUCAUCAACUAUGGACUCAGACUUGAUGGAACAUGCCUUGAGUGCCACAGAUGGAUCGAUGGUAUGUAGUACGUGUUCCAGCGGUUACCAGUACAACACAGGAACUUGUGGAUCCUGUUCGUUGAAUUGUUUGACGUGCGUAGCUGCUGGUGCAGUCACUGUAUGCACCGCCUGCCAGACCGGAUCAGUUAUGAAUAUGACCAGUCAACUCUGCAUCCCCUGUCCAGACAAGUGUUCAAGUUGCUCAAUUAGUGGUGCAACAACAGUUUGCAAUCCAUUCGGGUGUCCCAAGGGGUACGCUGUUGCUGCCGAUGGAACAUGCCAAGCUUGCAGCAAGUUGACAUUCACGAAUUGUGUCCAGUGUUCUGAUGUGAGCGGCAGCGGUACAGGCAAGUCCACCUGCCAGGAUUGUGCGGCUGGUUAUGGUCUCCAGGAGGGUAACAGUGGCUGUCAAUCCUGCUCCUCGCUAACGAAAUGUGGCAAGUGCAUUGACCUGGCCACAGGAUGCACCAAGUGCGCAAGUGGGUUGACUCCAGAUGUUGAUGGCAGUUCAUGUGGAAGUAUGUACACCCUCACCUCUUUAUUCCAUACUUUAUGUGCUCACCCUUUAUAUUUUGAAACAGUGAAUACUUGUCUGUACAUUAAAAAUGUUGCAUUCAUGUUCGUGCGUUUAAGCUGUUGUUAUUACUUACUGACAGUAACGUGUUACGCUUGCAAUUCUACAUCUCAGUGUGAUCCAUCCACAAGUAAGUCGCAAUUCUGCCCAACAUCUAAAGGCAGCAGUUGUUGGGUGACUAAACUGUACAACCUUAAAACCGGUACCAAUCAGAUUGCCACUGGAUGCUAUCAACAAACUUGUGAUGAUUCUUAUACCUCGGAGAAUUGCGAAAACAAUACUGAAAUUAAGAUGUGCAAGAAGUGCUGCACAACAGACAAAUGCAACAGUUUCUCUUUGAAAGGCAGAUCCACAGCCUCGAGUGUCAAACAAGUCGAACUGCUGGCCUUCGCUGCGACCACCGUCGUCAGCUUUCUCUUCAUCAUCAUCAUCCGCCUAACAUCUGCAUUAUAACAUUUCUCAUGGCAUCUUAAAAUUAUGAAAUUAUGUCAUAUAUAUAUAUAUAUAUAGUAAUUAAAUUAAUAAAUAAAUAUAUAUAUAUAAUAUAUAUUUAUAUAUAUUUAUUUAUUUAUUUACUAUCAACUUGAAAGAUGUACAACAUGUGUAUAAACACGCUUGCAAUCUUUGCCAUUUAUUUCAAAUAUUUAAUGAACAAUUUAACCAUUACGCCUAUUUAAUCUUAUUAAAAAUUGAUUUGCUCUUUGAAUAGUUGAAAUAGCAUUUCAUUACACACAACGCAUUUGCUGUCUGUUAAAAUGUUGUUGGCUUACUUACUGUCGGUUAGUUCAGCACGUGGCGACUUCGAUGCAUUCGAAUCUUGUUGUGCAUCUUCUGGACUCAGUCGUUUGCCUGAAUUAAUGAGCGUCUGGACCCGGAAGAUACUAAAUGAGGUAAGAUGGCUGAGUUAGCUUGCUUCAUGGCUGACUUCUGGAGAUGCUAGAGUUGU